Chelonus insularis is the source of this 2136-nucleotide messenger RNA. Its product is annotated as sodium/potassium/calcium exchanger 4-like. The record is from RefSeq and is a predicted model, not a curated record. NCBI's taxonomy places the organism in Eukaryota, Metazoa, Arthropoda, Insecta, Hymenoptera, Braconidae. Gene Ontology annotation, cellular component: plasma membrane. The coding region runs from base 44 to 1585 and encodes 513 amino acids. Gene Ontology annotation, biological process: intracellular calcium ion homeostasis; calcium ion transmembrane transport. Gene Ontology annotation, molecular function: calcium channel activity; calcium, potassium:sodium antiporter activity. The transcript is spliced from 6 exons.
UUUACUGUUGUACCUGAGUUUAGAGAAGUUUUUGUUUUUAAUUAUGGCUAUUUUUAUUUAUAAUAUCUGUACGAUAGUUAUCAUUAUUUUAUGCGUUCACAUCAAUAUUAUCAGCGCAGAAGAUCAAGACAAUUUAUCUGUUGAUAGGACGACAUCAUUGCCUCUACUUAAAGGAUAUCUUAAGAGAACAAACUCUUGUACCCCUCAUUCAAUAGAUGAUUUUCCUGAAGACUACUUUACUAAAGAACAAAGAAAACAGGGUGCUGUAAUUCUUCACACAUUUUUUGGAUUUUAUUGCUUUUUACUCACUGCCUAUGUGUGCAAUGAUUACUUACUUCCAUCAUUAGACAUGAUUUGUUCAGAACUAAAAAUUAGUGCUGACGUAGCAGGUGCAACUUUUUUAGCUACUGCAAGUUGCUUUCCUGAAUUAUUUGUCAAUGUCGUGGGUACUUUUUUAACUGAAUCAGACCUUGGAGUAGGUACUGUUGUUGGUGGAGCUGUUUUUAAUACAUUUGCAACACCAGCAUUUGGAGCAUUAUCGGCAGCUCAGGCAAUCCAACUUGACGCUCGGAUUUUAUCAAGAGACUGUAUUAUCUAUGUAAUCUCUGUGAGUGCAUUAGUUAUUGUUAUGUGGGAUGGCAGAAUUACUUGGUAUGAAGCUAUGAUCCUGAUGAUCCUCUUCACUGCUUACUUUACAUUUUUAUUCCUUAAUAAUGUCGUGAUAAGAUGCUCCAAAAAGAUCAAGGAAUUUCUCUUUACAUCUUCUUCACUUACUGUUAUAAGUGAAUCAAAAGGUAAUAGUGAUGACAUGCUUAUUGGAUCUUACAGACCAUUCGUUCAUGGAGAGCUGAGAGUUGAAUACAGAAAAAGUAUCCAAAAUGCAAAAAAGAAAGAAGUUGAAUGUGGAAAUUGUAACCUCGAGAUAUGUGAAAAACUUGAGGAAUAUGUAGAACCAGAUACACCAUUUACAUGGCCGGAAGGAAAUAUAUUUACGAAAUUUUGGUUUAUCUUCACAUGGCCAUUAAAAAUAAUUCUCUUUGUAUCAAUUCCCGACACACGAUUCAAAAGAUUUCGAAAUUGGUAUCCAAUAACAUUUACAAUGUGUGUAAUUUGGAUUGCUAUUUCAUCUUAUUUAGUCAGUUGGAUGAUGACAGUUGUUGGUGAUACACUAGGCAUCUCUGAUUCUGUUAUGGGAAUAACAUUUCUAUCAGCUGGAGGAAAUAUGCCGGAAUUAGUGUCAAUUGUAAUUCUUUCUCGUCAAGGUAAUGGUGAUAUGGCAAUGAGCAAUACUUUGGGUGCUAAUACUCUAGAUGUGUUGAUGUGUCUUGGCUUACCUUGGACAAUUAAAUCUAUCAUGACGAAAAGUGAUGUUAUCAUCGAGUCUGGCGCCUUAGCAUAUAGUGUUAUGUCCAUCGUUAUAUGUGUCGUAGGAUUUUAUGGAGUUACAGCUUUCUACAAAUAUCAGUUAAAUCGUCAAGUUGGAAUAGCUUGUCUCAUAAUGUAUAUUUUAUUUCUUACCUUCGCCAUUAUGAUGGAAUCACAUGUCUUCUUUCCUACUACAACUACGUCGAUAUGCAAUAAUUAAUAAUGAUUUCAAGUCGACAAUGAAAGUUGACUUAUCAAGAUGGAAAUCAAAAUUUAAUAUCUAGAAGCGAACAAAUUUUAAAAUGAUGAGUACUUUCCCUUUUUUAGUGGGCUUGUGAUAAUAAUUACAAAAGAAAGUUACAUUCAUUAAGUGUAACAUUUAUGAAAGACUCGCUAGUCACUAAUUUAUAAGUCAGUAUAUAUUGAUAAUUAUUACAGUGUACUGGCUAUAUACACUGCCUCUAAUUAUGGGUGAGUACGUGGAUUUAAUAAAGCACCACGUGAUAUUAUAAUUUAUCAAUAUUUUUUUUAGUGUAAUUAGUAUAAUUGCAUUCAAGUAGUCAGAAAAAAUUUCGUGUGACGUAAAAAAAAAAUAUUAUGAGCUUAUGACACGAAUUAUUUUAGAUAUUAUCAUGAAGGUAUAUGUCUAAUAAUUAAAGACUGUCUUUAUCAUUUACAAGAGGAAAAUAUUUUUCUUCUCGAAAAAUCAAAUUGAUUGAACUGAAGAUAGCGUUUAAAAAUUUUAAGAAAUUUUUAUCUAUUUAUUUAAGG